AUGAUUGGCACCCGUGACAACCUGCCUCGGUUUUUUGGCAAGUCGGGUCCGACAGAUGCUGACCCCCGCAAGACCAAGAAAGAUGGCGGUGGAAAAGGGAACUGGGGUCGCUCUGGUGAUGAAGUGCAGGACUAUGAUUAUGCCUUGGCAAAUGCCCGACGUCGUUCAAAUAGCAGCACCCAGGGCCUUGCAGAAUUUAGAACCAAAUUCGAAACUAUCGAGCCUGAGCCUGUGUUCGAGGAAUCUGUCCGCGGGUAUUCUGGGCUGGUGGCGAAUGAAAUUACAGUCACUAAGGUUGAAAGCACCAGCAGCAAUGACAGUGAAAGUGAGCAGAGAGGGGUGAAUCCAUAA
This is a messenger RNA of Penicillium maclennaniae, 351 nucleotides long. RefSeq lists its product as uncharacterized. Lineage: Eukaryota; Fungi; Ascomycota; Eurotiomycetes; Eurotiales; Aspergillaceae. The transcript has 2 exons. The coding region runs from base 1 to 351 and encodes 116 amino acids. The record is from RefSeq and is a predicted model, not a curated record.